CGUCGUUUGACGUCAACAAAAAUCUGCCUUCCGACUAAGAGAUAAUAUUCUAAUAUAAGUUUGUUAGCAUUUGUGGCCCUACUGUCUGUUCAUCGGUGAGAAUGGUAUAAUCAAAACUAUGUCACAAAUCGACGAAAAAUCACCCGACAGCUGCUACGUUUGUCUGGAGCAUGCAACUGACCUGAUCCGAAUCGUGGAAGACAUCGACGAUGUCAUGAAAGAAUCAGAGAGUAAUGCUGAAACACAGAGCCGCUCUUACCGUGGGACGAUCAUUGCCAAAUAUUUUUGGUUCGAGAUUGAAGAUCUAGUUAGAAGCUUCAUCUGUUCUCGCUGUUGGACAAAAAUUGAAAAAUUUCAUGAGUUCUAUUGUGAAGUCGAAAAGACUCACGAAAACAAAUGUCAAUUUUCGUUUGCUCCCGUUAAACAGGAAGAGACUGCGAACGAAACGGAAACGUCAUUCGAUGAGGUAGAACGACUGGAAGAAUCAUCAGAUGGAGUCGAUUUCGGAACGCUGCUGCACGUUCAGGUCAACCCAGUGAAUGCGAAUGACAACGCACAGAAGAAAAAGCAACGUAAACGUUACAGACCAAAAAGAAUGAAAUUAGCUGAUAGGAUCGCACAGGACGACGAAUUGAUCGCAAAAUACGUUAACGCAAGCUGCGAUCAGUGUUCGGCACAUUUUCCUUCCUUUACCGAACUGCAGACCCAUUCAACGGCGAUCCAUCAACGCCGCGCCUAUGUAUUCUGCUGUGACAAAAGGUAUAACCAGCGGACUCGCCUUUUCGAGCACAUUCUACUGCACGUCAAUCCCGAACACUACCAGUGUGACGUUUGCAAACGGAACUGUUUGGAUAACGAAAGUCUCAGGCGACACAAAAUGAAAAUUCACACCCCGGACGAGGAACGGGCGUUCAAGUGUGACAAAUGUCCGAAAGCUUUCGUCACCGAGGCCGAUUUCGGGCUGCACCAAAACUAUCAUCUUGCGAUGGAAAACAAGAAGUUCAAAUGCGAGGAGUGUGAGAAGUGCUUCGGAAACAAAUCUUUACUAAAAUCACAUGUGCGGAAUGCCCACGCGUCACACUUCGAAUUUGUAUGUGACACGUGUGCGAAGGGUUUCAACCAGCGGUCCUUGUUCGUACGCCAUUUGCAAGACCAUAACCCGAAAGCGACCAUCGAACGAAGUCAGUGCCCAUUGUGUUCGCUGUGGAUGAAGAAAAACUACCUGAACAAACACAUGCAACGUCACAGCUCACCCCGAACUCGGUGCGAACUGUGCGGCAAAGAUUCACCGAAUGUAUUUGCGCAUCGGAGCCACAUGCGAUUUGCCCACUCGGAGGCAAAAUUCACCUGCAAUGUUUGCGGGAAGGCUUUCAAGCGGGCACUGACGCUGAAGGAACAUUUGGCAUCCCACAGUGGAGCGGUUCUGUACACCUGUCCGCACUGUCCGAAAACGUUCAACUCGAAUGCCAAUAUGCACUCGCACCGGAAGAAAAUGCACUACGAAGAGUGGCUUGCCAAUAAGGAGAGGGUGCUCAUCAAAAAGGAAUAAUGGUUGGUAAUGAUACCAUUACUUUUCUGGGAGAUUAGAAAGACUUCACUGCUACAAUCAUUUGUCGACGAAUUUGAGGAAACGACAAUUCUUAACAUUUAUAUAAUUUGUAACCUGAUUGGUUACGAAAAUCUGUAAGUACAGGUUUGUAUCAGGUCAAGGAUAUGAAGAUAGGAAAUCACACCAAGAUCUAUCCAACCCAAGGCAAGCAUUUUUUGUUGCGAGAUUUUAUUUGUAUCAGUUGUAUUGAUAGAAUUUAGUAUCAAAACACGGCUUCUGUGCAAUCAGCGACCUGCUCCUUGUUAGCGAUAUAUUGUAAAUAUACUUCGCUGUUAACGCUACAGUUUCGUGCCAUUUAUUCGCUAGUGUUAUUUCGAGGAUUGUCGAUGUAAACACAGUAACUAUUUCUUCGACUAAUUUAAAAAAAGUAAAACUCAGCCCUUCGAGUUUUAUAGCAUUGGAUUGCUGUACGUAAUUACGUUAGUUACUUGUAAAUAAAAUAUAAGAUAUUCACAUA
Molecule: messenger RNA, 2066 nt
Organism: Topomyia yanbarensis
Lineage: Eukaryota; Metazoa; Arthropoda; Insecta; Diptera; Culicidae
Product: transcription factor grauzone-like
Exons: 4
Coding region: 119-1549 (476 amino acids)
Biological process (GO): regulation of DNA-templated transcription
Cellular component (GO): nucleus
Molecular function (GO): zinc ion binding; DNA-binding transcription factor activity, RNA polymerase II-specific; RNA polymerase II cis-regulatory region sequence-specific DNA binding
Source: RefSeq, a predicted model, not a curated record